Papaver somniferum (opium poppy) is the source of this 1414-nucleotide messenger RNA. RefSeq names its product factor of DNA methylation 3-like. The coding region runs from base 193 to 1167 and encodes 324 amino acids. The record is from RefSeq and is a predicted model, not a curated record. Lineage: Eukaryota; Viridiplantae; Streptophyta; Magnoliopsida; Ranunculales; Papaveraceae. The transcript has 5 exons. Gene Ontology annotation, biological process: gene silencing by siRNA-directed DNA methylation.
AAGCUAGUUACAGAAACGGAAACCAAAUUGUGGUGGGCAGUUCAAUAUGGGGCACUAGGCUUUUAAAGUGUCAGUCAUCAACACAUUUUCAAUCUGAAAAUCUUUUUACUUUGUUGUUUUUGUUUUGUUCUCUAGAGAAAUUUCUUAAGUUUCAGGCCACACAACAAAGUGAAGUACUAGUUUUGCACAAGAAUGGCAACUAAUGGUAGUAUGUGCUUGGAUGAGAAGAAGAAGAGAUCUAGGGUGGUAGUGGCUGCAGAUGAAUCUAGCAAAUCAAAAAAAGUGGCAGAUAGAUCCAAGUCCCCAAGGCUAUCAGAUGAUGAGGAGUUUCAAAGUGCUGCUCCUACCCAAGAUCAGCAAAUUGAAGAACUAAAGGGUGAGAUAGAGAAGCUUCAAGCAAGGGUUAGAGAUUUGGAGAAACAGGUUGAUGAGAAAGCUGAAUUAGAAACUGAAGUGGAGAUAUUGAAAGAACAGGUAGAUGAAUUAACAGGAAGUGUUGAAAGUCUUGAAGAUCUUAACCAAGUCUUAACUGUCAAAGAAUUUCAGCACAAUGAUGAGUUACAAGAAGCUCGUAAAGUACUAAUUCAGGAAAUUGGAGAAAUUGGAGAAAGUUCAUGCACUGCCACUGAAUUGCUGGAAAUUGGAGAAAGUUCAUCAAAUUCUCAGUGUCUCGUUGGGAUUAAGAGAAUGGGAGAAUUACAUUCAAAGCCAUUUUGUGAUGCAUUAAAAGACAUUUGUAGCUCAUCUUCGGAGGAUCGAUUUUCCGAUCAGUCUGUCCUGCUUUGCAACUUUUGGGAGCAAAUGCUCAAAGACCCCCUUUGGCAUCCAUUUAAAGUUGCCCUUGUUGAUGGCAAACAUCGGGAGUUGCUCGACGAGGAGGAUAAAUUAUUGAAAGGUUUGAAGAAUGCAUGGGGGAAAGAAGCAUAUUCUACAGUUGUGAAUGCACUUCUGGAGCUCAAUGAGUAUAACCCAAAUGGCAGAUAUCCAGUUCAAGAGCUUUGGAACUUUGAGGAGAACAGGAGGGCUACUGUGAAUGAAGGAGUUGCGGCACUUGCUCAUCACUUGAGAAUGUAUCAUCCAAAUGGUAGACAUCCACUUCAAGAGCUUUGGAACUUUGAGGGAUUGUUUCAUCCAACUAACACUACUAGUAUGGGAAGAAAUUCGUAGAAAAGUGGAACAAAAGCCUAGCUGCACGAAAGUCUUCCCAUCACAGUAACACUCUUUUGCUUCAAAUCUCUUCGAAUUUAAAUCGGUUGUGUGUUUGCUAUAUCAAAUUAAUAUUUAGGGUUCUUCUUUGAACCAGUUGCUAGUUUUAUUUUCAUAUAGGGAUUCGAUUGGUUUCUUCUGGAAACCAUAUUUAAGUUGAUUUGACUGAUUUCAAUCACAGUUUAUAUAUCAAAUUGGUUAGAGUAUA